Molecule: messenger RNA, 2679 nt
Organism: Theobroma cacao (cacao)
Lineage: Eukaryota; Viridiplantae; Streptophyta; Magnoliopsida; Malvales; Malvaceae
Source: RefSeq, a predicted model, not a curated record
UAAAAGAUAAGGUCAGCGUCCAUGGUUGAUCUGAAGCUGGAAGACCGUCGGGAUGAAUAACACGUUACAUGAGUUGUAGCCUUAGCACAAAGUCAGAGACCUUCUUAAUCUCUAACAACCCUGAACUUAUGACUCAAGAUUUGAUCCAAGCUUUCUUCUAUUUCCACUCCAUCAUGUCUUCCAUCACCUGUUUCGCCACUCUUUUCGAAUCACGUGAAUCUGCUCCUCUCCCAAUAAUAGACACAUUCUUCUUGUGCAAUGCAUUGCCAUGUGUGUUGGUUUUUCCCUUUCUUUCUUUCCAUUUACAUUAGAUUUGCCACAAAGAGAACUUUCAUGUCAUAGCAUCGAAUACCAUCUUGGAUAAAGCUCUUCUUGCAGAUAUGGCAUCAUUUCGGGCAAGAGUUGUUGACAAUUUUUGGGAGAAUUAGAUGAUCAGUUGCUAGCAUAUUGAGACCAGAGAAAGAAAACCGAGGAUGUCUUCUGAACCUGCUCCUUAUGCACCCAAAAAAAUCCUGAUAACGGGUGCAGCCGGUUUCAUUGCCUCCCAUGUGACAAGUAGACUGAUCAAUAACUACCCUGAGUACAAGAUCGUGGCUCUUGACAAGUUAGACUACUGUUCCAGCCUCAAGAAUCUCCAGCCAUGUUUCUCCUCUCCGAACUUCAAAUUUGUCAAGGGUGAUAUCAUUUGUACUGAUCUUCUUAACUAUCUUCUGGUAGCCGAGGAUAUUGAUACUAUAAUGCACUUUGCUGCCCAAACCCAUGUUGAUAAUUCAUUUGGAAACUCCUUUGAAUUCACUAACAAUAAUAUUUAUGGCACCCAUGUACUUCUUGAAGCCUGCAAGGUGUCAAAGCAGAUCAAGAGGUUCAUUCAUGUGAGCACCGAUGAAGUUUAUGGAGAAACUGACAUGGAAACUGACAUUGGAAAUCCUGAGGCUUCUCAGCUGCUUCCCACAAAUCCUUACUCUGCCACCAAAGCAGGGGCUGAAAUGCUGGUCAUGGCUUAUCAUAGGUCUUAUGGCCUUCCAAUAAUUACUACUAGGGGCAAUAAUGUCUAUGGUCCUAACCAAUAUCCAGAAAAGCUCAUCCCCAAAUUAAUCCUCCUUGCUAUGAAAGGUAGGGAGUUGCCAAUUCAUGGCAAUGGCACAAAUGUGAGAAGCUAUCUACACUCUGAUGAUGUUGCAGAGGCUUUUGAUGUGAUUCUGCAUAAAGGGGUCGUAGGGCAUGUGUACAAUAUUGGCACUAAAAGGGAAAGACGAGUCAUUGACGUUGCAGAGGACAUUUGCAAGCUCUUUGGUUUGAACCCUAAAGAAGCUAUCAAAUUUGUUCAAGAUAGACCUUUCAAUGAUCAGAGAUACUUCUUGGAUGAUCAAAAACUCAAGAAGCUUGGCUGGAAAGAAAGGACUUCUUGGGAGGAAGGAUUAAAGAUGACGAUGGAGUGGUAUACUGGUAACUCUGAUUGGUGGGGUGAUGUAUCUGCUGCCCUCAGUCCACACCCGUAUCUCUCAGUAAUGACUUAUUCCGAUGAUAAUGCAUUUUUCUUACAAUCUGAAAAUUGCAAAAAUAGAAUGGAAGGUGAUUGUGCUGACUCUUCAAGACUGAAAUUCUUGAUAUAUGGAAGAACUGGUUGGAUUGGUGGUUUGUUGGGAAAUCUUUGCGCAGAAAAGAAUAUCGUAUUUGAGUAUGGGAGAGGAAGACUAGAAGAUAGGAGGUCACUUGUGGAAGAUAUUAGGCGAGUACAACCCACACAUGUGUUUAAUGCAGCUGGGGUUACUGGGAGGCCUAAUGUUGAUUGGUGCGAAUCACAUAAGGUUGAAACUAUAAGGACGAAUGUAGUAGGGACAUUAAAUCUUGCUGAUGUUUGCAGAGAGCAUGAUCUUCUGCUGAUGAACUUUGCAACUGGCUGUAUUUUCGAAUAUGAUAAAGAGCAUCCACUAGGAUCAGGCAUUGGAUUCAAAGAGGAAGAUAAGCCCAACUUCAUCGGUUCCUUCUAUUCUAAGACCAAGGCUAUGGUUGAGGAGCUUCUACAAGAGUAUGACAAUGUCUGCACUCUCAGAGUUCGAAUGCCAAUUUCAUCAGAUCUUAGCAACCCUCGGAACUUCAUAACAAAGAUAACCCGCUACAACAAAGUGGUGAAUAUACCAAACAGCAUGACAGUGCUAGAUGAGCUCCUACUGAUCUCGAUCGAGAUGGCAAAGAGGAACUGCAGAGGGAUAUGGAACUUCACCAAUCCAGGAGUUAUAAGCCACAACGAGAUCUUAGAGAUGUACAGUGCAUACAUAAAUCCUCAAUUCAAAUGGAAAAACUUCAGCUUGGAAGAACAGGCUAAGGUGAUUGUAGCACCAAGGAGUAACAAUGAGUUGGAUGCAGCAAAGCUAAAGAAAGAAUUUCCCGAAUUGUUGUCCAUUAAGGAUUCAAUCAUCAAGUAUGUCUUCAAGCCUAACAAAAAGACAUAAAAUACUCAUCAUUCAAAUAGAGGAGAGCCUUAGCUACAGUUUUAGGUUGGAGGGAUCAGAAACUUAAGAUAAGAUUAUCUGGUUUUUUCCUAGUUUUCUUCACUUGCAUUAUUCUUUCUCAAGUUAAUUAUGGCCAUAUUGUUCAUUCACCUGAAUGACUAACAUUUAGCCCACAUGCUCCCUUGUUAUUUCACAAUUAAAAGUCAGUAUUUUCAACUUUUUUUUA